GAGCGAGUAUGUGUGCGUGCGGGGGGGGGAGCGCAGGUUUCCUCCAGGAUGUGCUGAGAGGGAGGAGGCGUUCGUGACACAGCAGCCCGGAAGGGGCCAGACCCACGGCGAGCUCACCCACGGUCGGAGGACAGACCCGCGCGGAGGUCCCGGCGGUGCAGGGCCUCGCGGGGGGGGGAGAUCACGGGUGUAGUGUUUGAAGUCCACGUCAUCGACAUCGACAGUUUUGCGGGAAGAGCACAGAGAUGAUGAGCGGAAAGGCGAGGAGCGCCGUGCGGGACGGCGGAGGGGACAGAGGAGCAGAGGACAGCAGGAGGGCGGACGGUAGGGUGGACAGUAGAGUGGACAGUAGAGUGGACGGCGGGGGGGACCGCGCCCCGGCCCCGGCCCCGGGCGCAGAACCGCGCUCCUCCGUCUCCGACCUCACCCGCAUGUGGCUCCAGUUCGCGCGCACGUUCGCCGUCAUCUUCCCAAUUUACCUGCUGGGCUACUUCGCGUUCAGCUUCAGCUGGGUGCUCAUCGGACUCGCCGUCUUCUUCUGGUGGAGGAGGAAUAAAGGAACGAAGAGGAGUAGAUGGAGCAGAGCCUUCGACUUCCUGGACCAGGAGGAGGAGGCGAGCGGCCAGGGAGCUCUUCAGCCAUACGAGCUGCCCCCAUGGGUCCAUUUUCCAGAUGUGGAGAGAGUGGAGUGGCUCAAUAAGACGGUCAAGCAGAUGUGGCCGUACAUCUGCCAGUUUGUGGAGAAGCUCUUCCGCGAGACCAUCGAGCCAGCGGUGAAGGGGGCCAGCCCCCACCUCAGCACCUUCUGCUUCACCAAGAUUGACCUGGGGGACAAGCCUAUCCGAGUCAACGGGGUGAAGGUGUACGGCGAGAACGUGGACAAGCGGCAGAUCAUCAUGGACCUGCAGAUAAGCUUUGUGGGGAAUACGGAGAUCGACGUCGACAUCAAGCGCUACUACUGCAGAGCGGGCAUCAAGAGCAUUCAGCUCCAUGGGGUUCUUCGGGUCAUCAUGGAGCCUCUGCUGGGGGACAUGCCGCUGGUGGGAGCCCUGGCCCUCUUCUUCUUGAAGAAACCGCUGUUGGACAUCAACUGGACCGGGCUGACCAACAUGCUUGAUAUUCCUGGAUUGAACGGUCUGUGUGACAACCUCAUCCAGGACAUCAUCUGCAACAACCUGGUCCUUCCCAACCGCAUCACGGUGCCCUUGGUGGGCGAGAGCCAGUUGGAGAAGCUGCGCUUCCCUAUGCCCAAGGGUGUUCUGAGGAUCCACUUCUUGGAAGCGCAGGACCUCGUCGGGAAGGACAAGUUUCUGCGGGGGCUCAUCAAGGGGAAGUCGGACCCCUACGGCGUCAUCCAGAUUGGCAACCAGCUCUUCCAGAGCAAGACCAUCAAAGAGACGGUGCACCCCAAGUGGAACGAGGUCUACGAGGCCUUGGUGUACGAGCACUCGGGACAGCACCUGGAGAUCGAGCUCUUUGACGAGGACCCUGAUAAAGACGACUUCCUGGGAAGCCUGAUGAUUGACAUGGCUGAGCUCUACAAGGAGCAGCUGGUCGAUGAGUGGUUUGUUCUCGAUGAGGUCUCCAGUGGGAAGCUCCACCUCAAGCUGGAGUGGCUCUCCCUCCUGUCAACGCCCGAGAAGCUCGAUCAGGCGCUGGCGAGCAUCAAGGCGGACAGAGGCCACGCCAACGACGGCCUGUCCUCGGCGCUGCUGCUCGUGUACCUGGACUCGGCCCGCAACCUGCCCCGCAAUCCAUUAGCGUUCAACUCCCACGGGCUGAAGAGAGCCUCCAUGAAUAAGGCGCUCAAGUCCGGCAAGAAGGUGAGCAGCGACCCCAAUCCCUUUGUCCAGUUCACUGUGGGCCACAGGAGCUUUGAAAGCAAGAUCCGACACAAGACCAACGAGCCCGUCUGGGAAGAGGCUUUCACCUUCCUCAUCCACAACCCCAAGUGCCAAGAGCUGGAGGUGGAGGUGAAAGACGAGAAGCACGCGUGUUCCCUGGGAACGCUGUCCAUCCCGCUGAGCAACCUGCUGGAGGCCGAGGACAUGACUCUGAGCCAGCGCUUCCCGCUGAGCAACUCGGCUCCUGAGAGCUGCCUGAAGAUGAAGGUGGUCCUGAAGGUGCUGUGUCUGGAGAAGCUCAGCUCGUCAGAGGAGCCGUCCUCCGUCCAGGUGAGGAAGGCCGGCAUGAGCGUGAACUCCAGCAGAGACACCCCCAGCACCCCCAAACCCAACCCUCCCCCGGCUGCCUCCACAUCCACUCCUGUGGCCCCUUCCACCCCGGGCCCCGUCGAAGCCCCGGGCAGUCCCACGGCGCUGGCUGACGUGGGCCGCAGCACCUCGAGCCUGGCUGUGUCGGGCUCCCAGCAACAGCUGGCCGCUAAGGAACCCACGCCCAGCAUCGCUUCGGACAUCUCGAACCCCUUCGCCACGCAGGAGCUCCAGCAGAGGCUGCGGCAGCUGCAGAACGGCUCUGCCCCCAGCAGCUUCCCCCUGGGCGAGAUCCAGCUGACAGUGCGACACAGCUCCCAGAGGAACAAACUCAUCGUGGUGGUGCACUCCUGCAGGAAUCUCAUCGCGUUCACGGACAGCGGCUCGGACCCCUACGUGCGUCUCUACUUGCUACCCGACAAGAGGCGUUCCGGCCGGCGGAAGACUCAUACCAUGAAGAAGACGCUGAACCCGGUUUAUGACCAGACGUUCGAAUUCAGCGUCUCGCUGGCCGAGCUGCACAGGAGGACUUUGGACGUGGCCGUGAAGAAUGGGGGCGGCCUGCUGUCCAAGCACAAAGGGCUUCUGGGAAAGGUGCUGGUGGACCUAACGACCGAAGACGUCUCUAAAGGGUGGACGCAGUGGUAUGACCUCACUGAAGACGGGGCGAGAAGAGCGCGGGACAGCUAGAGGGCCCAUCGGAGAAUGCGGCAGAGCGCACACGAGCGCGCACGAGCGUAACCCCGUUUCCACACAGCACGCCGAGUGUUUUCUUUUACGUUUCCGACCAACGGAUCUUCUUUUAUGCAAACUGCUCGCGAUCUCCUAAUACUGUAAAAAUGUCACUUCCCGUGCACUUAUUUCCAUUUGCAUGGCCAAAAUGACUUUCUUUGCAUUUGGGUCGCGAACAUGGGAACACCGCGAUGGUGACCGGGAAACCAGUGACACCUCUCCGAGUAGCGAAGGAGCGUCAGCCAACCAAAGAGCCGAACGCGCCAUUUACUCGCCCACGUGGGCCGAACCUCGCUUGUGUCUGUACGUUUCCGUCACGUUUGUUUUAUGUUUUAAGUACUUGGUCACAUGGUGAUUUCCAAAUUAUGAUUUUUUUUUUUUUUUUUUUAAAUUUUUGUGCACAACAGUGGACCUGUCACACUGGGUUGACAGUUGCUGAUUUUCUAUAAAGAAAAGAAAAAAAAUGUAUUUUCUGCAGUAACAUCGGCCUUUCUUGUAUUUUACUCAAACUUUAUUUGAUCCUGUUGAUUUUUGUAUGUGCGUCUUCACAUGCCUCCCUGAUUUGCAUGCAGAUUACUGGGGGCGGAGCCUUGCUUAGUGUUAAUAGUCUGGGACACUGGGUGGAAGUGUUAACGGUUCCCACACUGAUAUGAGCCCAGGCCCGAGACGAUGCCCUGCAAUCUCCUCGGUGAGCGGAAUCGGGCGCUUUCUCGCUUGCGAAUGGUCGAUCAUAAGCAAUCUGUCACUGUCAAAAGUGCAUAAAUGUCGUUCUUCUCCCUGAGACAAAAAGGGGGAAGACGGCGGUGUGCGUCAGCUGUCCAGCCAGCGAUUCCUUCCUUCCAUCGCGCGCCUUUUCGCCUUCCCCAUGUAAUUUAUUUAUCUUGUGCCUUAAAUCACACUAUUCAACUAUGUAAACAUAUAAAUGCUUUUAAAGUUUCCAUAUUUGAGAAUGUCUCCUAAGAGCUUUUAAAUAAUA
This is a messenger RNA of Scleropages formosus (Asian bonytongue), 3921 nucleotides long. Its product is annotated as extended synaptotagmin-2-like. NCBI's taxonomy places the organism in Eukaryota, Metazoa, Chordata, Actinopteri, Osteoglossiformes, Osteoglossidae. The transcript has 24 exons. Gene Ontology annotation, biological process: lipid transport. Gene Ontology annotation, molecular function: calcium ion binding; phosphatidylcholine binding; phosphatidylinositol binding. The coding region runs from base 246 to 2903 and encodes 885 amino acids. Gene Ontology annotation, cellular component: endoplasmic reticulum membrane. The record is from RefSeq and is a predicted model, not a curated record.